ACUUCCCUCAGUAGGAACGGGAGGUGAAAGGAAAGGGCUGCUGCGGUUUCUGUAAGAAUCAGCACAUACUGUUUAGAUAGAUACAUACAUACAAUAAAAAGUCGUUUAUACUUUAAAAUAUCAAUAACUCUGUUAUGUGCAGCAGUCACCUCUCUGCGUAAUGGUUGUAUUAAAUAACAACAAUGGCAGUAUCCCGGAAGAGGAUUAUCUUCUGAUUGAUGACUGCUGCUCAUCAUUGCCAUCCUCCCCUUCAAAGCGAGGGUCCCUGGCCAGAAGGAAGCAGUAUUUCAUCAACCAGGCGAUCCGCAACUCUGACCUCACCCCCAAAGCUAAGGGGCGCAAGAGCCAGCGCAGACUGGAGAACACUCGCUACCUGGCAAACCUGCUGGAGAAAGAAGAGUGCUCAAAGGAUGAAGAGGAGGAGAGUGAGUACACAGCACCCCCCUCCAUCUUCACAGAGGCCUGCACCAAUGGGAACUAUGUGCGGCUGUGGAAUGACUUCAUGAACCGCUCUGGGGAGGAGCAAGAGAAACUACUGGUCUAUCUGGAAGAAGAGGCCAAGAGAAAACGCAGCACGAAGCUUCCAGAGAAAGCAGAGAAUGACCAAAGAGAAGAGUACCCUGCCUACACCCCCAAAGACAGCUUCCAGAGAAUUGACCGGAGACUGCGAGCUGCACUGAAGCGCAAGCAAAUCCCAAUGGGUACACUGGAGUUCCUAGAGGAGAAGCUGAUGGUUUUUUUCUCAGCACAGCCGCAGUCUGUUUUCAAGGCAGUACUGGAGAGCAGCUAUGAGAGAUUGCUGCUCCAUGCUAUCUGCCAGUAUAUGGACCUUGUCUCUGCAAGUUCUGACUGCGAUGGGAAGAGACAGACUGAAGUGGUGAAUAAACAGGAGGAAUUCCUGCCUCCAGGUUUGCUCUUGUCUGCCUACCUGGAACAGAUGUGCUGACAGAGAGCCUUUUCCAAACAAACCUCUAGCCUUCACAUGCAGCUGCUCUGCCAGCCUCUGCGCAUUCAGGGGAUACCUUUACUAAACCACAGUCGAAGUAUUGUACAGUCGGAAUUAUCUUUUAUCUUGAUUGUAGGAUAAAGAAAGCCCUUGUUAUCUAGAGCAUGGGUGUAUCUGCUUCUGUUGCCGGUGAUUGAUCUCACAUUUUUUAAAUUACCCAAUGAAUUUAUCGGUCAGCAGUGUUUAUAAAUAACUAGUUACUAGUAGCACAAUCCCUGCAAUCAAUACCUCAUGACCAGUUCAGAGCUGAUCUAGUACAGGCCUGAUUGGUUUGUAAUGCAUUUCCAAGUAGUUAUAAUAACAAAACUAGGUGCUGCAGGGCAGGCAAAUUGAUCAGUCCACCCUUGCAGAUGUUUGACAUCUACAAGAGACCCUUACUGUAAUCAGUAACCCAAAAUGGGGUCAGUUCCAUGAAUAAAGGAGUAGAACAUUGACGUAUAAAUCUACAAAUAUUUUCUAUUUGAAAGCACAGCAGUAGGCGAACCACAGGUCUGCAGUUGUAAGUUCCAGUAAUAUUGGGCAUGAACGUCUCCUAUAACCUGGCCCUAACCAAUAUGACUACUUAAUACAAGACACUUAAAUGUCCACAUUUUUUAAUUUCUUCACAUUAUUGGGUGCGUUUUCUUUUCGGAAAGAAAAUUGUGUCUAUAUACAAGAAACAAGUGUACCCCAAAUUAUUAAUUUCAAAAGGAAAACGAUCAAUCAUGGCUGAUAGUUGGUACACUUUUAGUUGUUACAUGUAAGCCAUUAACAUGUGAACCAUUACGCCUUAUGUAUGUAUGCGUGUGUGUGUCAUAUAUAUAUAAAAAAUAUAUAUAAUUUUGUCUGUGUAUAUGUGGGUAUAUAUGUUCUCUUUGGUGCUACCAUGGAUAUUUCUUCCAUGGGCUCAUUUCAGGCAAAGAACUGAUUUUAGUAAUUUGUUUAAUGAUGCAUUUAAGGACAAUAAUGUAAAGUUACCAAAGUUUGUGUUUUUAGCUGUUUUGUGUACAAUAUUAUAGUCCCAAAGUGUACUAGCCUUCUGACCUUUCAGAAUGUUUCUCCGUGACCAUUAGUGGUCCCCAUUGAUUGUUUAUAAAUACCAAAAGGGGCUUUUUCUUAUAUUAAAACCAUUUGUGGUCAUGUUAAGUGUAUUAUUUAAGUGGCUUUCUAUUAUAAAAAAUAAACUGGAUCCCAUUUA
Messenger RNA from Polyodon spathula (Mississippi paddlefish), 2183 nucleotides. RefSeq names its product R3H domain-containing protein 4-like. Bases 161 to 946 code for a protein of 261 amino acids. NCBI's taxonomy places the organism in Eukaryota, Metazoa, Chordata, Actinopteri, Acipenseriformes, Polyodontidae. The record is from RefSeq and is a predicted model, not a curated record. The transcript has 8 exons. Gene Ontology annotation, molecular function: nucleic acid binding.